UCUCCGGGCUGAAACAGCCUGUUGUUCGCACCCGCCGCUCUGACCCUGUCACCCUGGGCAUUGUUUUCUCUUCGCCCCCAUCGCGGAUGGGAGGCCAGGCACGCCUGGGUUCAAGAGCCUGGCUUCCCGCCAGGCCAGUGGCCUUCGGCCCUGGGGCCACUGGGGUGGCUCCGCCUCCAAGGCGGGAGGAGAGAACUUCUGGGUCUGGGUCCUGCCUGGCUGUCUUGCCCUCUCGGCUCCAGCUCUGCCAUGGGCUCCUGCAGCUCCCACGCAGCGAGCAUUCCCGACUGGGAUGACAUCCGCCGGGAGACCGGCUUCUCGCAAGCCAGCCUGGUUCGCCUCCACCAUCGGUUCCGGGCACUGGACUGCAACAAGAAGGGCUACCUGUGCCGCAUGGAUCUCCAGCAGAUUGGGGCUCUGGCUGUGAACCCUCUGGGAGACCGUAUUAUAGACAGCUUCUUUCCUGAUGGGAGUCACAGUGUGGAUUUCCGAGGCUUUGUCAGGAUCCUGGCUCACUUUCGCCCUGUAGAAGAUGAAGGCACAGGAAUCCGGGACCCCAAGGAACCUGAACCUCUCAACAGCAGAAUGAACAAACUUCGCUUUGCCUUUCAACUCUAUGACCUGGAUCGAGAUGGAAAGAUCUCCAGGCAUGAGAUGCUACAGGUUCUCCGGCUGAUGGUCGGGGCACAGGUGACAGAAGAGCAGUUGGAGAGCAUUGCUGACCGCACAGUGCAGGAGGCUGAUGAAGAUGGGGAUGGUGCUGUGUCCUUCCUGGAGUUUGCCAAGACCUUAGAGAAGAUGAACGUUGAGCAAAAGAUGAGCAUCCGAAUCCUGAAGUGA
This is a messenger RNA of Trichechus manatus latirostris (Florida manatee), 840 nucleotides long. It is a transcript of the gene CHP2, whose product is annotated as calcineurin like EF-hand protein 2. The coding region runs from base 250 to 840 and encodes 196 amino acids. The record is from RefSeq and is a predicted model, not a curated record. Gene Ontology annotation, cellular component: plasma membrane. Gene Ontology annotation, biological process: positive regulation of sodium:proton antiporter activity. Lineage: Eukaryota; Metazoa; Chordata; Mammalia; Sirenia; Trichechidae. The transcript has 7 exons. Gene Ontology annotation, molecular function: calcium ion binding.